AUGGCAGUGAACAGUGGCGAUCGCGAUGGUCAAAAGGCGUGUGGGCAGUCCGGGAGUAGUAAUGGCGGCGAAGAUGGGAGUGCAUUGCAACGAACGAGAACAGCGAGCCCGGAGAACGGUAGAUCGAGUCCAACCAUCUUCAACCCAUACUAUACCGGAAGGCCGAGGACACCAGCGAAUGGCAGCAAGAGUUCGACGGUAGACCGGCAGGAGAUCAUCAGGCGCAUCAAGAGCAAUUCAUCACGACCUACAUCGCCCGAACUAGAGAAGUCGUGCCCAAUUGACAGGCAGGAGUUGAUAAGGAGGGUCCGGGGCCUGGAAUCAAGACCGACAUCGCCAGAGGUUGAACGACCUUUGUCGACUGAGCCGGGUAGGAAGCGGAGGUCCCCUGCGUCACGUCCAGCGACACCAGUCGUGCCUGACGCCCGGCCGAAGUCACGGGAAACACAGCAGGACAAUCACUCGAUUGGCAUGCAGAUUGAGAGGCCGAGAUCUGCCCUGCAUCGCGGAGACUUCAGGGAACGGCAGCAAAGUGAUGCUAUUGCUAUCGAACGCAGUGGCGAAGCAAGUCGCGACAGUGCUGCUCCCAGCCUUGCGACCUCUCCGGUCGCGCCGUGGCAUCCAGACUUCCCAGGCACCGCCUUCAGGCCCAAUCGUGAAAUACGAGCUUUUCCGCCUCCAGCACACUACGGUCCUCACAUACCAUCGAAUUCUGCACGAGAUCCCGCAGUAUCAAAUGUCUCGCUUUCUACGAGCUUUGCCUACAAAGCGCCGACGAGCCCCUUGGUGCAAUCAUCGCGACCUGACACGCCUGAGCCUUCCAAGUCUCCGAGCCCAGACAGGUCCAGAAGACACACCUUUGCACCACAGUCCUUCAAGUCUGUCCAGACGGCGCUGGAGUAUCCGGCAUCCGCUCGCACCCAUGACAGACCCGUACCUCCGCUUCGUUCCGAAAAGACAUUCCCCUACCAAGCACAUCAACCCCGGCAGUCGAUGAAUACAACUCCCUUCUCGAGCCUACCGCAGACUCCUGUUUCUGGUAUCAGGAGACCAUCUCUCACCGCCGACUCCCCGCUGCAGCAUGCCCCAAUGGUGGGAUCUUAUGAAGAAUCUAUUCUUCGCGGUCGCAUGUCUACCGUUCCGUCUAGGCCGCUGAACUUCAUGGCACAGAUUGGUGUACUUGGCAAAGGAAACUGCAGGUCAAACCUACGCUGUCCACCUCAUGUCAGUGUACCUUUUCCCGCGGUGUUCUACAGCUACGGUCAUGGUGCAAAGACACCCGCGAACGACCAGCCAAGUCCAUACGUAGGUCUACUAGAUCUCGAGAAUCAUCUGCCGUCCUUUGAGGAAGUUCGCGAUAAACGGCGAGAACGUGUGCUAGAGUCACGAAGCAACGAAGGAAGUCGGGCAAGCUCACCUAGAGGCUUCGGAGAGGAUGGCUCAGCUUCUGAUGCUACAAGAAAACGACGAAGGCAGAAAGCAAAACGCCGGUCUGGUUCUCCCAAGGCGCCGCCUGGAGGCAGUUAUCGAAUUCCGCAGCAAGGGCAGCUCCAGAUCGUGAUCAAGAAUCCUAACAAGACGGCAGUGAAGCUUUUCUUGGUGCCUUAUGACCUUUCGGACAUGGAGUCUGGUCAAAAGACUUUCAUACGCCAGCGGAGCUACUCAGCUGGCCCCAUUAUCGACAUGCCCCUAUGCUCGCGCAAUAAUUUCGGCACAGACAGACCUGAAGCCUCUCUCAAUCCAACAGGAGAUCCUAACGACAGACCAAUGCUAAGAUAUCUGAUACACUUACACAUUUGCUGUCCUUCGAAAGGCAGGUACUUCUUGUACAAGUCAGUCCGAGUUGUCUUUGCAAACCGCGUGCCAGACGGGAAGGAGAAACUUCGAAACGAAAUCCAGCUUCCUGAGCCCAGGUAUAGCGCAUACAAGCCCGGCAGAGACUCAGUUGCUGGGAGCACUGCUGUGAAUGAUGCAAAGAUGAGGAGGCGCAGUGCUGGCGGCCAACAGCACGCUCCCGACCGGGCAUGGUCAAUGGCGCAGUCGCUCCCAUCGCAUGAUUACGGACCUCGCAACGAUCAGCCGCCGCCACCUCUACCGCGUCACUCUACUGUGCUAUCCUCCCUUGAGUCACGACCGGGUAGUCGGCAGUACAGUGACGGCAUGGAUCUGGACUCGCACUCUCAAUGUUCACCUUCAGUGCGUUCGCCAACAUCAAGCAAUGGUGACCCAUGCAAGAGGCAUGCUGUGCCUCGUCUCCAGGAUCCAUUCAGCUUCGAGCGAGACACAAGCCGCGAACGCAGGAGCGGUGUCCGCAAUGAAUCUCUACUAUCGCAGCGCCUUAUGGACCUCGCGUUCCAAAAGCAGGCACGCUCGCAGGACAACGCGCCGUGA
Molecule: messenger RNA, 2391 nt
Organism: Fulvia fulva
Lineage: Eukaryota; Fungi; Ascomycota; Dothideomycetes; Mycosphaerellales; Mycosphaerellaceae
Exons: 1
Coding region: 1-2391 (796 amino acids)
Source: RefSeq, a predicted model, not a curated record